AUGUUAGAAAUUAUUACUGAAGUCUUAUCAGUUAUUAUCAAAUCAACUAUAUUAUCUAGCAUUUCUGUAUUUACACUCUUUACGUAUAUUCGUUCAGAUUAUUUUAAAGAACAUUUACAUAUCAUUGCUGAAUUGUUUGAAAAAAGAAAAAUAAGAAAACGCAAGGAUAAAGACCUUUUAUUUCCUCAAAAAUAUGUUCAAAUUACUCGGUCUGAUAUUCCAUUACAAAGUGUAUGGUGUACAUUAACAUAUUUUAAUGACUCAAAACAAAGUAAAAAAUUAAAAGUUAAAGUAGAAGGAAAAGUACUAUUUCUUAUUGACGGACUAACAAUUGAACCAAUUCCUUUAACUAAAACAAUGAAAUUAAGUAUUCAAAGAAAACCAAAAAAAAGAACUUUUUAUCAUUUUUUUGAAAGUGAAAGUGAAUGUGUUACACCAGAAGAAGAAGCUUAUAAUUUAUUUAAAAGAGCACAUUGUGAUACAUUACAAAAAAAAAUUGAAUAUUUAUCUAAAAUAUCACUUGAAGAAAUGACAUUAAUCAAACGAUAUAAACGUCAAAAAUUUAAAAGUAGAAAUUCUAUUCUUCUUGAAAGAAUUGACCCAGAAUUAGGAAUGGGUCAUUGUUUAUUAUUACAUUUUAAUAAUGAUUAUCUUUUAGAAGAAAUAUAUUAUGAAUUAAAAAAAGCAAUUAAAGGAAUUAAAUAUCAAAAUAUUAUUCGUCCUCAUUUUUCUUCUUUAUUAAGUAGAUUAUCAGAAAAAGCUGUUUCAAUGGAUAAUUCUCAAAUGCAUUGGUUUUAUGGAAUUAAUUUCUUAGUUCAUAGAUUAUUCUUUCAAUUCUUUGAUAGUAAUAGAAUAUCAAGUAAAAUAAAAGAGAAAUUUAAAGAGAAAAUAGGAUUUGCAGUAUUACCAUCAAUGGUAAAAACAUUAGAAAUAACUGAUGUUGUAAUUGGUCCUAAAUUACCAAUUAUAUCUAAUCCAAAAAUAUCUCAUUCUGAUAUAACUGGUAAAACAAUUAUUGACGUAGAUUGUGAUUAUACCGAUGGAUUUCAAAUGACUUUAGAAGCUACUUUACAAAUUCCAUUAAAAAAUAUUACUCAUGUAAAAGCAACGUUAAUAAUUAAAUCAUUAAAAACAAGAAUUAAAUUUAUGUGUCUAAGAUUACCAAGUGAGAGAGUUUGGUUAGGAUGUGAGGAUGAGCCUGAAAUGAAUAUUAUUACUGACAUUAAAAUAUCUGGCAAAGAAGAGAAAGAAAAAAAAGAAGAAAAAAGUGAUUCAAUGGAUACUAUAUCUAAAGUCAUUGUUUACUUUGUUAAGAAAGAACUUAUGGUAAAUACUUUUACUGUUCCAGUAAUGCAAAGCUUUCCUAUUCCUAAAAAGAAAAAACUUAAAAAAAGUCAUCCUGUUCCUUCAUUGGAAUGUGUUCCUGGUUCAGUUGAACAAUAUAGAAGAACUAGAAAGAUGUUACGUUCUACUUUAAAGAAAGAAGAAAAAAAGCUUGACCAUCAUGAUGAUUUAGCAUAUAUUAAUUGA
Entamoeba histolytica HM-1:IMSS is the source of this 1530-nucleotide messenger RNA. RefSeq lists its product as uncharacterized. The transcript has a single exon. The record is from RefSeq and is a predicted model, not a curated record. Bases 1 to 1530 code for a protein of 509 amino acids. Gene Ontology annotation, cellular component: endoplasmic reticulum. Gene Ontology annotation, molecular function: lipid binding. NCBI's taxonomy places the organism in Eukaryota, Evosea, Mastigamoebida, Endamoebidae.